Molecule: messenger RNA, 297 nt
Organism: Kalmanozyma brasiliensis GHG001
Lineage: Eukaryota; Fungi; Basidiomycota; Ustilaginomycetes; Ustilaginales
Exons: 1
Coding region: 1-297 (98 amino acids)
Source: RefSeq, a predicted model, not a curated record
AUGUCCUCCCUUACGUACAACGACAUUCUCGACUCUCUCAAGGAGAUUGAACAAGACUUCCUCCUUGAACGAAAGCCCUAUUCCGAGAUCCUCGAGACUCUUUCGGAGGUCAAUACGGCCGCGGCUUCCAUCGACAAAGACGGCGAUCACGAUCCCGAAGUGGUGAACGAGGUGCGUCAGGUCGCUCACCGAAUUUCAAUCCUGGCCUCGACCCUCGCCAAUCUCGAAGCUGCCAGCCAAGAAGUCAGCGAAAACUUGCGAAGAGAAGUGGCUGAAGUGCUCCGACGCGAGGACUAG